AUGUUACAAGCACUGGAUACCGAGUCAAGCCGACCUUCGUAUGUUACUGAGUGUAUUGGCUAUGUUGUAUACUAUGAAUUAUUGGAGGAUGCCGAUCCUAAAUUGAUUCCAGCACUAGCGGAAAACAUGAUUAAUAAGUCCAGUUCAAAAAUAUUAAAAGAAUCAUCUGCAGAGGCUAUCGGUCAUAUUUUUCGUUUAAUGAAAAAUGUGGAGAAUGAUUAUUUAAUAUUAGAAUCCGAUCAUGUAUUAGCUGCUUUAUUAAAUGGGAUCAAUUGGAAAGAUGCAAGUCAACGUGUUCAAAAUACGAUAAUGACAGCUUUAAGUCACUUCCUGACAUAUGUGAAAGAAAAUAUCAAAAGAGACGCUAUAAAGAAUACGCUACUAUUUCAUCAAGAGGAAGAUGAAGUGAUUGAUAUGAAAUAUAUAAAAUAUAAAACUAUCCCUGAACGCGAUGAUGACAUAUUUAUUGAAAAUAAUGGCGUGGAACAUAAAUCCAAUGGAUCAUUAUCAAGAAUAAGCAAUGUUGACUACGUGGUUAAAAAUGCUCUAGGUUACAUGGUGCCAACAUUAUUAGAAUUAAUGGCCAUUCAGGACGAUCUUGAUUGUGAUGAUGACUUCUUACCAUUCGCAACGCUUAUACAGAUAUUAAUGAAAAUGAUACAAGAUGAUAAUGAAAUUAUACGUCAGUGUGUUGUAUGGGCAUUAGGCAAAAUUGCAAGAAAGUCGUUGAAAAUAUUAGAGAGAAAUGUUAUAGAGUCGAUUGUUGAUGUCUUGAUGGAGAAAUUUCAUGGGAGUAUCAAGGUUACAGCAAGUAUUUGCAAGGAUUGCUAUGAUGAUGUCAAAACGGUUGCUACUAUUAUCAAGAAUAAAUUAAGAGUGACUUUACGGGAAGAAAAAAAUGAACAAGAUCAUGUUAAACAAGUUGAGCUGCAAUGCAGACUGUGUGAAGUACUACAGAAAUUUAUACAAAGAGCUCAUAGUGAUGAUAUUGCAAAAUGGAAAGAUGGCCUUAUAACUUUAAUAAUAUCGGUAUUUAAAUCAUCUACUGACGGGAGUGGCAAUCUCCAAAGCAUAACAUUAUCCAAUUUGGCUACACUUGCUGAAAGGAUUAGAGUAGAUCUAUCAGAUUACAUAAAGCAUAUUUACAAGAUGAUACCAUGUCUAAUAAUUGGAUUAAAGGACACUUAUCGCAAUCAAGUAUUUAUUUCAGCGGUUCGCACACUGAAACCUGUCUGCAGGAAAUUAAGAACUAACUUUGUUCCUUAUUGUUUCGAAAUUAUUACUAUCCUACUUAAUAAAAUAACGGAUAUUCCAUUUUGUUCAUGUUUUAAUCAAGACAUAAUAGCAGCUCUUGGAAACAUCGCUGAAAGUAUUGGAAUGUACUUUGAAAGCUAUCUACAACCUGUAUUGGAAGCCGUUGAUCAUGUAGCAGUUAAUACAAAUCCUGGAGAUCUUGGCAUCAAUUCUUGCCAAUUGAGAGAUCUUAGAACGACUUGUUUAGAAACUUAUAAGCGCAUCCUAUCUAUUACCGUGAAUAGAGAUUUAAUUCGUUCCCAUAUUGGCAAUAUAGUCAAGUUGAUCGAUAUUUUGGCAACUUCAGAACAAUUAUCUCGUGAAGAACUCUCUAAUACAGCACAAAUAUUAAGAUACUUAUCGAGUAAGCAUGGAAACUCAACCGUUCAAUCAUUUCUAUCAAGUAAGAUUAUCAAAUGGUUGAAAUCUGGCAUACAAGAUAUUGAUCAUCAAAAGACAGCCUACAUAUGUAGACAAACAUUAGAUCAGCUAAGUCUGUCGAUGUAG
Molecule: messenger RNA, 1800 nt
Organism: Trichoplax adhaerens
Lineage: Eukaryota; Metazoa; Placozoa; Uniplacotomia; Trichoplacea; Trichoplacidae
Exons: 17
Coding region: 1-1800 (599 amino acids)
Molecular function (GO): protein binding
Source: RefSeq, a predicted model, not a curated record